UUUCGUUACAUUAAACUUAUCUAGUCAAUAUCCUCUUUCUUACAUGCAGUCCUUAUUACAUUCAUUUUAACUCGUCUGCUUUGCAGCACCGGUCCAUUCAAAUUCAGGAAAAAUACAGAACAAUAUUUUAAAGUUAGGGAUUUAAGACUUAAACGCGCUUGAAAGUGACUACAACGACUUUCUAUUCUAUUGGUGAACAUAUUGAAGCCCUCAGAAAAGUAAUUUUCACACAGCACCAUCAUUCAGAGCUUAGUGACGUCACCUCGCGUCAGGCGUUUAAAGAUCACUGGGCGCGGAGCGUCAAAAUUGUCCGGACAGAUCGCAACGAUGACCGUGAAGAACAGAAAUAAGAGCAAUUCACAACCAAUCGCCGAGAAAAUCCCCGCCGUGAAGCAGCAGGAUGACGUGGCGAAGAAAAGCCCCAAGAACGCGCCGGUGGUCGCAGGUCCGAGCGCGUUCAUGAAGUUUAUUUAUGCGAUAUUUUAUCUGACGCUCGCUGGAGGCGCGGGGCUCGCGGCGUUUUAUUUGCAACAAGUUUUAUCCGAAGUCAAAGUUACAACCUUGAGAAAUGAAGAAUCAAUGGAGAGAUGCAGAGAACUGAGCAGUGACGUGGAGCACGCACUUCAACAGAUAAAUUCAUUAAAAUCAUCUUUAGAGGGUUUGGAGACAGCAGUGGUCGAUGCUAAAGCCGAUCUACAGGGCACCAGCCGUGCAGUCCAGAAAGGAGAAGACAAGAACCGUCAGAUGGAGGAAACGUUACAGAACCUCCAGAAUAAAAUCUUUAGAGAUCUGACAAAUGGGAUUGAGGAGGUGAAGGAUGCUCGUGAGAAGGACGUCUCCUCUUUGGAGCGCACCCUUGAGGAACGUCUGUCCCAGCUGAGUCGCUCCAUCAGUGAGAGCGUGGCGGAGUUUGCAGGAGAACAGAACCAAUAUAAGAGUGAACUUCAGGAGCUUAAGGCUCGUCUGGAGGAGCAGCAUAUGCCUGCGUUCCUCAAACAGGAGCUGACGGCCAUCAACAGCGCAGUGGCCAAUCUCAACACGGCUAACGAGGUGGCCGAGGGAAACGUGGAGGUGCUCAGGGAGCAGAUCGCCACGGUGGGUGCUGAGCUCCAGACCAGGAACAAGGAGGUGGCGUCUGUGUCCGAGGAGAUCGAGGCCGUGCGAUCGCUAAUGCAAAGCACCGUGGGAGCGUUACGAGAGGAGGUGUCUGCGGCUCGGGCCGGCGUGCAGGGAACGUCCGACCAGCUUCAGGCUCUGACCGACGGACAGGACCGGUCCAGCGAGGCAAUUCAGACCCUGGAGAAGCAGCUGAGAGAGGAACUGCUUAAGGUGGAGAAAAGAGGAGAAGAUGUGGAGGCCAGACUGAAAGCCACGGAGGAGAGCGAGGAGUUACUGACAUCAUCGUUGUCAGAGCAGACAAACCGACUGGACGUUUUUAUAUCAAAGUAUGAAUCUCAUGAGAGCUCACUGAAUGAGUACAAAACAUCAGCAGUGAAGGAUAUAGUGACACUGAGAGAUGAUCUGGAGGAGAUGAAGAGCAGUCUGGGUGAGAUACAGGUGAGCAUUGCCGCUCUUGAUGAGACUCAGGUGAGAUUACAUGCAUUGGAACAGAAGCUUGAUGGACUUAAAGAUGCUGAGGGUUCAGAAGAACCACAAGAACUCGAAAGCACAGCUGAAAGUCCAUCUGAAGAUCAAGAUGAAUCUGAAUGAUCUUGAGAUACAUCAUGAAAACAUGAUCGUUCAUGAUAUUUGACACACGGUAGAAAUGUGAAAAUGAAUCCAAAUUGAGAUCCAGUAACUGACAAAGAAAGCUGAAUCGGUGAACUGCUGUUUAUUAUUAUUAAAAAUAUCUCUUUUUUUAUUGUUUCUUCCAUCACAGUAAGACAAACACUGUCUCUGAAUGUAUCAAGAGUUGUUUACCAAUAAAAAUGUUUACAAACUUUA
Paramisgurnus dabryanus is the source of this 1944-nucleotide messenger RNA. NCBI's taxonomy places the organism in Eukaryota, Metazoa, Chordata, Actinopteri, Cypriniformes, Cobitidae. The record is from RefSeq and is a predicted model, not a curated record.